Saccostrea cuccullata (small rock oyster) is the source of this 1601-nucleotide messenger RNA. RefSeq lists its product as uncharacterized. NCBI's taxonomy places the organism in Eukaryota, Metazoa, Mollusca, Bivalvia, Ostreida, Ostreidae. The coding region runs from base 54 to 869 and encodes 271 amino acids. The record is from RefSeq and is a predicted model, not a curated record. The transcript is spliced from 5 exons.
AUAUGCAUAUUUAAAAUUUCAUAGAAAUGUGAGGAAAUGGAGUUAUUGUGAAAAUGACAUUUAUUGUCUUUUCCAUCAUUAGUGUAUUGUGUUGUUUACCUGAGGUGUUGUCUAUCUUACCUGGGACAGUCAAUGGGUGUAAGGAAACAGAUGGAACCCGAUUUUGCUGUACUGGUUUUUAUGAACUGGAUCAAAAAUGUUUUGAAUGUAUUGGAUCAUUCGGACAUAACUGUUCAAACCCAUGUCCUCCUGGUUGGUUUGGUCCUAGAUGUAGGAGAAGAUGCGCAUGCCCAGAUGAUAAGUGUGAUGAUGUAGAUGGCUGUCCAAAGGAUAGUCCUUCUUACAAAAAAAGUUCUGAAACUUCCAAAGUCAGCCCUACAAGCAGCUCAAGCACAGGUGGCGCUGUCUUAACCAGCCAUGCCAACAUUCCAACAGAUGUUUAUGUUGAGAAAGUGAUCACUAAGGAUGAACUUUGGGGAAACUUAAAGUCGAUGGGAAUACAGUAUUGGAUUAUUGUCUCCAGUAUUGUUUUUCUUCUUAUCCUCACUGCUUUUAGCAUGGUAGUCAUCACAUGCUACAGAGAAACAAAGCAAAUCCACCAGAAUUACCGUUUAAUUGAAGAGGACAGUAACAGUGUGUACGCUGGUCACGAGGAAGAGACCAGGGACAGUCUAAAUUUUGAGGUUAAUGAAGAGAGCAGAGGAAGUGUGUAUGCUGAUCACAAUGAAGACACAGAUAAACUUCACAACAUUAUGUUUUCUGCAAAGUCAAAAUCUGAUGAGCAAAUUGUUCAUGAGAAUCUGUAUAUGCACUUACCCAUCUCAACAAAGAAAUUUGAAAGAAGCAACAUAAUUCAAAAUUUCAACUGAUUUAUUUAAGGAAUGUUAAACGAAACCAAUGAGCAGCGCGAAUUUGUGAACGUGCUCAGAACUCUGAAUAUAAUGUAAAGGCUAGGCUAAAUUUUUUUCAAUCUUAUUUAACUUAUAUGCCAUGUGAGAUUAUUUGACAACAUUAUUUCCUUAAUUGAAAUCCUCCUUGUUCAAAUAAGGAAAACUUUAAAUUUGUGUUUAUUUAAGGUAUGAAAUAUCAAUGUUAAUACAGUCACAUAGUCAAGCAAAUAUUAAUUAUCUCUUAUUAUUUUUGUUCAAUAUUAAUAUUAAAACGUGAUAUCAAUAUCACUUAUUGCUUUGCCUAUUAAUGAGAACUUGAUAUUUAUUGCACAUAAAUAUUUUGAUCCUUCUCCCUUACACUAGUAAAACCACAUCUUGAAUUUAAAAAAAAAAUGCAUAGAAAUGGCUUAUUUCAAUUUAUGCAGAAAGCUUGAAUGUGAUAUUACAAAUGACUUGCCGAAAUGUCUGCGCUCUAGUAAAUCAAUCUUAAUUAGUUUUACGGAUUUUUCUUUUUUUAUUUGAACUAGACUAUUCAGAUGAAUUUUGUUUAAAUCUCAUUAUUUUGUAAAGUAGAUGCAGUUUAAUGAAAUGAAGCUCUGAAGAAUUUGAAUAUUAUUUUGCCAUCAAAUAUUUGUUUCGACUUUUAAGAUAUAUUUUUAGGUUUCUAAGUUGUUACGUAGUCUCGUUUCAAAGUUAUCUCAAACAAAUGGA